Amaranthus tricolor (Joseph's coat) is the source of this 2589-nucleotide messenger RNA. Its product is annotated as cyclic nucleotide-gated ion channel 2-like. Bases 218 to 2389 code for a protein of 723 amino acids. The record is from RefSeq and is a predicted model, not a curated record. Lineage: Eukaryota; Viridiplantae; Streptophyta; Magnoliopsida; Caryophyllales; Amaranthaceae. The transcript is spliced from 7 exons.
UCAUUUAUCCCCCACCUCCCGCUACUCGACACUUUUAUCACCCCCUGUUCUUCUUUCUCACCACUACUCUUUCAUUCUAGUACUCCUUCAUCUCUAGCUAUGUCUCCCUUCUCUCUCCAUCUCCCCAAGUAAUAAUUUCCUUCUACUUUUUCACUUUUUUAAUUUCUAAAUAUUAGUUCAAUCAAAUUCAUUCAUUAACAAGCUCACAUGUGAUCCUAUGUACACAAUCAGAUUUCAAAUGAGGAUUCUACCAGCCACAUUUAGAAACUCAGAAACAGGGGCAAACCCAGAAAAUAGUCCCACAAAUGUAGGACAAAAUGGAAGCCAUGUCAGCAGUAAUGGAACAAGUAGUAUUAGCACUGAUCAAGAUGAUACUAAUUUCUACAAUGGAAAUUGGAGUAACCCAAUUGAAUGUUAUGCAUGCACUCAAGUGGGUGUUCCAGUAUUCCACUCUACAAGCUGUGAUCGUGCAGACCAACCCGAAUGGGAAGCUUCUGCGGGCUCCUCCCUUUACCCGACCCGAACCCAUCAUAAUCAUAAGCGUUCUCCAAUGGGUCGACCCAUGAGCUUAUUUGGGGUGAUAGUAGACCCGAGGAGUGAACGGGUACGGAGGUGGAAUCGGGUCAUACUUAUUGCACGUGCGGUAGCAUUAGCGGUUGAUCCGGUGUUUUUCUAUGCUUUGUCAAUUGGGAGAGGAGGUUCAUGUCUUUAUAUGGAUGGAGUGGUUGCGGCUGUGGUUACGAUGAUUCGCACGGGUGUUGAUGCGGUUCAUUUGUGGCACGUGUGGCUUCAGUUCCGGUUGGCGUUCGUGUCGAGGGAAUCAUUGGUGGUUGGGUGUGGGAAACUUGUGUGGGAUGCACGUGCGAUUGCUUCGCAUUAUGUACGUUCUUUGAAAGGUUUUUGGUUUGAUCUCUAUGUCAUUCUUCCUAUUCAACAGGUUGUACUAUGGUCCGUUGUACCAUCGUUGCUCCGACAAGAUAAGAUACAAAUCUUGAUGACAAUACUACUCCUUAUUUUUCUGUUUCAAUUCCUACCCAAAGCUUAUCACAGCCUCUAUCUAAUGAGGAAAAUGCAAAAGGUUACAGGAUACAUAUUUGGUACCAUUUGGUGGGGUUUUGGACUUAAUCUCGUUGCUUACUUUAUCGCUUCUCAUGUCGUAGGAGGAUGCUGGUAUAUUCUUGCAAUACAGCGCGUUGCAGCUUGCCUGUCGCAACAAUGUAAUAGGAUCCGAAAGUGUAAUAUGUCUUUGUCUUGCGCAAAAGGGAUUUGCUACCAGUUUCUGCAACAACCUAGUACAAUCGAACGAUGUGGGGCCAAUUCUACAAUGCCCCGAAAAUCCUUUUGCUUGGAUGAUGAUGGCCCUUUUAGUUAUGGCAUUUAUAGUUCUGCUGUUCCGGUUAUUUCUAGCAAUGCCAUCAUCAUUAAGAUUUUAUACCCGAUUUCUUGGGGGUUAUUCCAACUCAGCACUUUCGGUAAUAAUCUAACUCCGACAAGCCAAUGGGCGGAAGUUUUGUUUUGUAUGUGUCUCGUUCUUGGCGGUUUAAUGCUCUUCACUCUGUUGAUAGGAAACAUCCAAGUGUUUCUGCAUACCGUGAUGGCAAAAAAGAGAAAAAUGCAGUUGAGAUGUCGAGAUAUGGAAUGGUGGAUGAGGCGGAGGCAAUUGCCUUCGCGUUUGAGACAUAGAGUUCGUCAUUUUGAACGUCAGUCUUGGUUGACUACAGGAGGAGUUGAUGAGAUGGAGUUAAUCAAAGACUUGCCUGAAGGGCUUCGUCGUGACAUCAAACGCUAUCUUUGUCUUGAUCUCAUGAAAAAGGUUCCACUAUUUCGCUGCUUAGAUGACUUGAUCCUAGACAACAUUUGCGACAGAGUAAAACCGUUGAUUUACUGCAAAGAAGAAAAGAUAAUGAGAGAAGGAGAUCCAGUGCAAAGGAUGGUGUUCAUAGUUUGCGGGCGAAUAAAAAGCGAGCAAACUCUAAGCAAAGGCAUGGUAGCAAAAGACAUACUUGGAGCAGGAGCGUUCCUAGGCGAUGAGCUCUUGUCUUGGAGUCUUCGAAGGCCAUUCCUUCAUCGACUCCCAGCUUCAUCCGCAACAUUAGAAUGUCUUGAACCAACAGAAGCUUUCGGACUUGAUGCAUACGACCUACAUUACAUCACCGAGCAUUUUCGUUACAAGUUUGCUAACGAAAGCCUUAGGCGAACUUUAAGGUACCAUUCCUCUAUUUGGAGGACUUGGGCUGCCGUUAAUAUACAAUUUGCUUGGCAUCGUUAUGUGAAGAGGACUAGAGGUUUAGUCCCUAAUGUUGAUUCACGUAAUGGAGAUAACGAAAAACGUCUUCUUCAGUUUGCUGCCAUGUUUAUGUCCAUUAGACCUCAUGAUCACCUUGACUAGAUACUCAUUUUAGUCAUUUGUAUUUUAUGUGUAGGUAUGCAAUAUUUAUUUUAUUCUUAAUUUAGAAAUUAAAACAUAAUUAAGUGGGAUCUUGUUUAAUUUGUUUCGAAGCAAAGAUAAAUAAUCUUCAAAUUUUAUAAUUUUUAAUCAUGCUCGAUUAGAGAUAUUUAAUAUUAGAAUGGAACUAAUUCGCUGAUAAA